AUGGGCUACUUCAAGUACACUGGGCAGUGGCGCAACGGCAUCAAGGAGGGCAGAGGCAGACUGGUGGGUAUGGAGAGACGGGAAAUACCACGAUGGUUUGCACUGCACUGCCAGCACGAUGAAACUUUAAGGGACCUCCUCCUCCUGUUGUAGGAGUUUGGUGAUGGCGGGUUUUAUGAGGGCGAGUUUUCGCAAGGCGAAAUCAUCGGCCGUGGUGUGCAGCGAUGGCCCGACGGCUCCACAUACGAGGGAGACUUUCACAUGGGCGAGAGGCAUGGCCAUGGCACGUGGACACAACCACCAGCAGCAGCGGACUCAUCAAGAGAAGCCUCUACUACCUACACCGGCCAAUGGAAGACAAACAAGUAUGGUUGAAGGAACCAAUCCACAUCCCUCAGGAAGACUCCCCCUCUGUCCGUUCGUCCAUGCAGACGUGAAGGAUUCGGCGAGCUGCGGUGGGCUGAUGGCGUAUACCGAGGACAAUUCAAGGCCCAUCGAUUCGACGGCCUGGGGGCUCUCCACCUUCUCAACAGUGGCCUCCAAUUCGCUGCUGCCUUCUCGCGAGGCGUAAAGAGCGGCCUCGGUGUGUGUGAGCACGUGUCUCACCACUGGAGAUACGAAGGCCAGUUUGAGGACGACAGGCAGGGACCGGUAGGGCUGCUGAGGGACCACAAGACGGGGAUCCACUACCUGGGCGUGUGGGAUGGGGGAGAGGCUAAAAGGGUGGCGGCUAAGAUGCACUUGGAAGGUGAGAGAGACAAGAGCAAGAGAGAGAUGGUUGGGCGAUCGGGCGUCUGUCGGUCCUGCGUUUGUGCAGUCCCCAAAGUGGAAGAGCCUGCUGAGCCGCUCGACCCAAAGGCGAAGGCCAAGGCCAAGGAAGUGAAGAAGGGGGACAAGGCUGCUGGUAAGCAAUGCUCUCUCCGUGAAUGCGUCGGUUGCAUCAGGACACUGCACGAAUGCGUGCAGCUGCAGCAAGUGAUACGGAGUCCACAGCGAUAA
This is a messenger RNA of Vitrella brassicaformis, 999 nucleotides long. The record is from the annotation of a GenBank genome assembly. NCBI's taxonomy places the organism in Eukaryota, Vitrellaceae.